Messenger RNA from Colossoma macropomum (tambaqui), 2676 nucleotides. RefSeq names its product synaptotagmin VIa (gene syt6a). Gene Ontology annotation, cellular component: membrane. The transcript is spliced from 6 exons. The record is from RefSeq and is a predicted model, not a curated record. Gene Ontology annotation, biological process: calcium-ion regulated exocytosis; cellular response to calcium ion; regulation of calcium ion-dependent exocytosis. The coding region runs from base 14 to 1267 and encodes 417 amino acids. Lineage: Eukaryota; Metazoa; Chordata; Actinopteri; Characiformes; Serrasalmidae. Gene Ontology annotation, molecular function: syntaxin binding; clathrin binding; calcium ion binding.
GCCCCUGAUCGGCAUGGCCGCGGAGAAGGUUAAGGAGUCCCUGUCGCCCGUGGGCUUCCUGGAGGCAGCGGUGAAGAUCAGCCACACGUCGCCUGACAUUCCGGCUGAAGUGCAACUCUCCAUGAGGGAGCACUUCCUGCGGCGCACGCAGCGCAUGCAGAGACAGACCACCGAGCCGGCCUCAUCCACCAGGCACAGUUCCUUCAAACGCCACCUGCCCCGUCAGAUGCAGGUUGGCAGCCUGGAUCUGGGGAAUGACUACGUGGAUGUGGACGAGCAGCCCACCAGCAUCGGCCGCAUCAAGCCCGAGCUGUACAAGCAGGCCACCCUGGAAAGCGAGGAGUCCGCCAAGAACGGAGGUGGCAAGACGUGUGGCAAGAUCAACUUCUCACUCCGCUACGACUACGAGAAUGAGAUGCUGCUGGUCAACAUCCUCAAGGCCUUCGACUUGCCAGCCAAGGACCUGUGUGGAAGCUCGGACCCUUAUGUCAAGAUCUACCUGCUGCCCGACCGCAAGAAGUUCCAGACGCGGGUCCACCGUAAGACGCUCAACCCCACCUUCAACGAGUCCUUCCAGUUUCCGGUGCCCUACGAAGAGCUGCCUGUCAGGAAGCUCCACCUCAGCGUCUUCGACUUUGACCGCUUUUCCCGACACGACAUGAUCGGUGAGGUUGAGGUGGACAACUUGCUGGAGGUGUCCGAUCUUUCCCGGGAGACUUCCAUAUGGAAGGACAUUCAGUACGCUACAACUGAGAGCGUGGACCUUGGAGAAAUCAUGUUUUCGCUGUGCUACCUGCCUACUGCAGGAAGACUCACUCUGACUGUUAUCAAGUGCAGGAACCUCAAGGCCAUGGACAUCACUGGAUACUCAGAUCCCUACGUAAAAGUGUCUCUCAUUUGUGAUGGGAAACGUUUGAAGAAGAAGAAGACCACCAUCAAAAAGAACACACUGAACCCCACCUACAACGAAGCCAUAAUUUUCGACAUUCCUCCAGAGAGCAUGGACCAAGUCAGCCUGCACAUCUCUGUCAUGGACUAUGACCUGGUGGGUCAUAACGAAAUCAUUGGCGUGAACCGUGUCGGGUGUGGAGCCGAGGGACUGGGCCGAGACCACUGGAACGAAAUGCUGGCAUACCCCCGCAAACCCAUUGCACACUGGCACCCCCUUCUGGAGCCCAAGAAAUCAGAAAAAGAGUGGAAAACCAGGACAGCUAGUUUUGACAGUCAGGGGUCUUGCCCCUCCCCUAAAGCCCCCGCCAGCCCUUGAGCAGAACCACAUGUUCACCAGGAGGCCCCCCUUUCCCCGACUGUCUGUGUGCUCAAGGAAAAGAAAAAAAAAAGAACAAAAAAACAGAAAACAACAGCCGUCUCCAGGUUUUCCUUGACAGUGGCUCCCAAGCGCUGAUCUGUGAUCAGUUUCCUGCAGUGUUUGUCUAGCGUCUCUGGAGUUGGACUCACUCAAAAGCUGAUUUUCCCAUCAGUUCUUGGGGGCCUUGCGCACCCGGAGUUAUUACACCUCAUGUGCUCUGAAGAGGCCAGGCCUUUUGGUACAGCAUGGUUUUGUUAGCAGAAGGACUUUCCCUUUUUUCCACAUUUUGAAGAGUAUCUCCAGAAGCGAGGUGAAUGAAAUCUGACCGCGGCAUUCUCAGAGGAGCUGCGCGCGCAGAUGGGAGCAGCUCUUUGAUGAUCACUCGGAGCACGUUGUUUGAAAGGUGGAACAGCUUAUCGCAUAGAGCCGAGGGUCUGGGUGGUGUAGGGAAGAAUGGGCCCAGCUAAAGCACAGCUGACUAAAGAAAAAGGACUCAAUCAAAGCUUCAUAGCACUGAGGGCUGAUGGCAGAGGAAGAGAUGGGACCUCCACUUGUUAUGUCAUGAACGAACCACUUCCUCUCCUCUCGAGUACACAUAGUGGAGACUUUUACUUUUAAAACUUACCUGUCUCGAGUUUGUUGAUGUUGUUAUAAGAAAUGGUGUUAGUAUGUCAUAAAAAGAGGCAUUUGCCAAUUUCAGCACAGCACAAUGAUCUCAAGUGCUUUCCUUACCCUUGAAGGACCUGUCCAAGCAAGACUUGUAGGCUUGAAGUCUUUGGUGAAUAUAUUUGUACAUGAAUGGAAUACUAUACAUUUACCUGUAUAAUUUUAAUUUAUGUAGUUAUAUCUUGGGCAUUUGAGGUUCAAAGUGAUUAGAUGUAACAUCUUUUUGUGUUAGCAUUGAUCUUUCUUUAACUAACACUUUUUGUUUAAAAAAUGUGCUACUGAACAGGUUUUACUCACUUUUCCAUUUGCUGUUAUCGGUUUCUGGACUUCAUUGUGUUGCUGGUUGUAGCUGGAAAGUUGUCAAAAGGUUGUUCAGUCAUUUACUGUCACUUAUUCUACUGUCCACUUCAACUGUACUGUAACACACCACUGUCAUCAGUUAGUUAGCUGAAACUGUGAGAGCACAAAAUGAAUUGCUGUUGUACAGUGGGAAAAACGAACAAUACGGCUGGAUUUAAAACAUACACAAGAAAUGUAUCAAAGAAAUAUUCAGUGUGCAACAUUUCUGGGCAACUAUUAUUAAGUAUGAAUUUAAACACUUAAACAAUGAGUUACCUGCAUUAACUCAUCGCCUGUAACAUACUGUGCAUCAUCGCUGCCGGAACAAAACCUUUUAUUUCCAUUUUUGUCGUUUUUUGACA